Molecule: messenger RNA, 1275 nt
Organism: Glycine soja
Lineage: Eukaryota; Viridiplantae; Streptophyta; Magnoliopsida; Fabales; Fabaceae
Product: bark storage protein A-like
Exons: 5
Coding region: 70-1101 (343 amino acids)
Biological process (GO): nucleoside metabolic process
Molecular function (GO): catalytic activity
Source: RefSeq, a predicted model, not a curated record
CUUCCAUGCCCUAUAUCAAGGGGCUUUAAACCAUUUCACUUUUGAAAACUUGAAAGACAUAAGCAUUGAAUGAAGAUGAAGUUAUUAGGUUUACUUGUGUUGGUAUUGGGCAGUACAAUCAGUGCCAAUGGUGCAGUUUCUGAAGUUUCUUGGAGAGAAAUCAGCAAAAUCAAUAGGGAAGGACCAUACGUUGGUAUAGUGGUUCCAAAUGCCUUUGAGCUGAAUCCUCUUCUUCGUUCACCUAGCUUUGUGCCACAUAACAAGUUUCCUUACUUUGAUUUUGCCGGAAAACACUUUCGCAUUGGUGUAUUGGAAAAAAAGAGAGUUAUAGUUGUGAUGACAGGAUUGAGUAUGCUAAAUGCAGGCAUUUCUACCCAAUUGUUGCUUACUCUGUUAGAUAUAGAAGGAGUUGUUCAUUAUGGAAUUGCAGGAAACGCAAAUCCUAAACUCCAAAUUGGAGAUGUUACUAUUCCCCAGUAUUGGGCUCACACGGGACUUUGGAAUUGGCAGAGAUUUGGAGAUGGUCCUAAGGAUGCACUAGCUUUAGAAGCCAGUGGAGAUUAUAGCAGAAGAUUUGGUUAUCUUAAGUUUGCCGAUUACAAUAACAACACAAAACAUUCCAAGUCAGCGACAAAUCUUCUGAACAACGUCUGGUUUCAAGCAGAGGAAAUUUUCCCCGUGAAUGGAACUGCUGAAGUUAGGCAACAUGCUUUUUGGGUUUCAGUUGACAAAACUUACUUUGAGAUUGCAAGAGAGCUCAAGAAUGUUAAAUUAAGUAAUUGUGUCAAUACAACUUGCUUGCCAAGAAGGCCUAUUGUGGUGAGAGUAGAGAAAGGGGUUAGUGCUAAUGUGUUUGUUGACAACAAAGCUUACAGAGAGUUUUUGCACUCUAAAUUUGAUGUCACUGCUAUUGACAUGGAAAGUGCUGCCGUUGCUUUAAUCUGUCUCCAACAAAAGAAACCCUUCAUUGCCAUUAGAUCACUAUCUGAUUUAGCUGGUGACAGUUCUACUUUGUCUAAUGAAGUGGAUGUGUUUGCCUCGUUAGCAUCGCAAAACGCUCUAGAUGUUGUUGUCAGAUUUAUCUCCUUAUUAAAUCAGUAGCUCUAAUGUGUUUCUCAAAAAAUGUUAACAAGGGAUGUAUUUGAGAUGGGCAAAUAAUGUGUUAAAAUUUUAAAAGUCUAUGUCAUGUAUGCACUCCAUCGUACUUCAAAAUAAAAGCAUAACCAAACAGGUUAAGACUUUUUGAUAUGCUAAACUCAGUUCAUUUGAAGAGAA